AUGUCAGUUAAAUUACAAGACUUGGUCAACUCUUUAAUUCAAAGUGCCCCAUCAACCGAGCUAAGCAAAGUUGUUGAAAACUUGCGUGUCAUUUCCAAUGCUUCGAAAUCUACCCUUGAAGAUGCCAUAACUCAGUAUAUUAAUGGUCAUCCAAUUGCUAUAUCGAGCUACAUAAUUAGCAAAUACAAUAAGGAUCCUGUAUCUUCCAAGUACAUUGAUUUUGUAAGAGGUCAAAAAUUCAAUUUUGAUGUUGUAGCAAACGAUAUUAUUGAUGUUGAAUCUUACGAUGAUGGAGCUUCAAUUGAUAAAAAACUUGCCAGCAAACUAGGCCAAUACGGUACCGAUUGUUACCAGGACUUUUCAUUUACUAUCAUUCCCGAAUCUCAAGACGACGCUAUGCGGAUCAUUAUCAUUGGCCAGAAACAAAAUCAGAGCAAUUUCUACACCGGGGUAUGGAAGAGUGAAUAUUAUGUGAAAGACAGCCAGAUUACGGGUGAAAUUGCAUUGGAUAUACACUAUUUCGAAGAUGGGAAUGUUAGAUUAAAAUACAGCAAUGACGACAUAUCCGGAACUGUGACUGAUGAGAGUUCAAUUGUUAACUUUAUCAAUAAACAAGAGACUAAAAUUGAAACAAAAUUAGUAGAUCAGUUUCAAAUGUUGAACCAGCAGUCCUUCAAAAAGUUGAGAAGAUUGUUGCCUAUUACCAGGUCCAAGAUCAACUGGGGUAACGCCAUUGGGAAUUAUAGAUUGGGUUCUGAUGUCGUUAAAAAGUAG
Messenger RNA from Lodderomyces oxycetoniae, 774 nucleotides. RefSeq lists its product as uncharacterized. Gene Ontology annotation, cellular component: actin cortical patch; F-actin capping protein complex. Lineage: Eukaryota; Fungi; Ascomycota; Pichiomycetes; Serinales; Debaryomycetaceae. The transcript has a single exon. The coding region runs from base 1 to 774 and encodes 257 amino acids. The record is from RefSeq and is a predicted model, not a curated record. Gene Ontology annotation, molecular function: actin filament binding. Gene Ontology annotation, biological process: actin cytoskeleton organization; barbed-end actin filament capping.